Molecule: messenger RNA, 1144 nt
Organism: Hibiscus syriacus
Lineage: Eukaryota; Viridiplantae; Streptophyta; Magnoliopsida; Malvales; Malvaceae
Product: magnesium dechelatase SGR1, chloroplastic-like
Exons: 4
Coding region: 266-988 (240 amino acids)
Source: RefSeq, a predicted model, not a curated record
UCAAAUCCUAAACGCAAUCCCAGAUUAACUGCUCUCGUAACGUUUUCAACUUUGGCUAAUCAAACAAGCAAAGGCAAAGAGCAAAUCUUUAAGCUAAGCAACUCACGAGUCAAAGAAAAAGCAACACAGCCUUAAAGGAAACAGAAGUUGCAAGAGCUUCUAAUUAUCCUCCUCCAAGAUUCUCUCAAUAUCUUCCUCUUCAAAAUAUCUUCCUUUAAUUAGGUGCUUCUCUCCAUCAAAGUUGGGAGUUUUGAGUAUUCUAAAAAUGGUAACUUUAACUUUUGCUCCUGUUUUGCCUGCUAACACAAGACUGUCGGUGUUUGAACUCAAUGGACCCCUCUUCGUUUCCAGAAGAAAACCCAAGAAGAUGAACCAAGCUGUUGUCCCUGUGGCAAGGUUGUUUGGGCCAGCUAUAUUCGAGGCAUCGAAGCUAAAGGUAUUGUUCUUGGGAGUUGAUGAAAAGAAGCACCCAGGGAAGCUACCAAGGGCUUACACCCUUACGCAUAGUGAUAUAACAGCUAAACUCACUUUAGCCAUCUCUCAAACCAUAAACAACUCUCAGUUGCAGGGAUGGGCAAACAGAAUAUACAGAGACGAAGUUGUCGCGGAAUGGAAGAAAGUGAAGGGAAAGAUGUCUUUGCACGUCCACUGUCACAUAAGCGGCGGCCAUUUCCUGCUAGACUUGUGUGCUAGACUUCGUUACUUCAUCUUCUGCAAAGAACUUCCCGUGGUACUGAAGGCGUUUGUCCAUGGAGAUGGGAACCUGCUGAAAAACUACCAGAACUGCAGGAGUCGUUGGUUUGGGUUUAUUUUCACUCGAACGUGCCGGAGUUCAACAGGGUGGAAUGCUGGGGUCCGCUGGUGGAAGCGCAGCACCUCUAGCGGCGGCGAUGGCGGUUGUGAUGGGAAAAGACAAGAGGUGUUGGAAGCGAGUGGGAAUGGCCUCAGCGGUGCGGAGAUGAGUGUAAUUGUUGCUUUCCGCCAAUGAGCUUGAUCCCAUGGUCACCAAAGCACCCCAUGAAAAUGAACAACAUGGGACCCAGGCUGUACCAAAUCCCAAUAUCAUGGAAUGACUUAAUCAAUAGUUACGAGCUUGAUAUGUACUUAUUAAUUUAAUUAAAUUUAUCGAUUGUUUUUUCUUUGU